Daldinia vernicosa is the source of this 1488-nucleotide messenger RNA. RefSeq lists its product as uncharacterized. Gene Ontology annotation, biological process: adenylate cyclase-activating G protein-coupled receptor signaling pathway; cell surface receptor signaling pathway. NCBI's taxonomy places the organism in Eukaryota, Fungi, Ascomycota, Sordariomycetes, Xylariales, Hypoxylaceae. Gene Ontology annotation, cellular component: plasma membrane. The coding region runs from base 1 to 1488 and encodes 495 amino acids. The record is from RefSeq and is a predicted model, not a curated record. The transcript is spliced from 4 exons. Gene Ontology annotation, molecular function: G protein-coupled receptor activity.
AUGGAGGAAACGGUACACAGAGACCCUGAUGGAACUGGCCAAAGCAUCUCUCCCGGGGAGCUCACAAGAAGUCAUAUCGAAACCAUCGUGAUAUUUGAGAGACUAGGCGCCGCAUUAUCUGUCACUGGGGUCCUUCUUAUUUUCGUUGCUUAUGCAAUAUUCAAAAGACUUCGCACCGUACCAAAUACCUUCAUUCUGUUUGCGUCUUUUGCGAACUUGGGGGCGAGCAUUGCCUGUUUGAUAGGGUAUUCGGGGGUGCUGGCAGGAUCAACCAGCCACCUUUGCCAGGCUCAGGCUUUCAUGUUUGAACUAUUUAUGCAAUCAGAUCCGUGGUGGUCCUUUGCCAUGGCUGUCAAUGUGUACAUGGUCUUUUUCUUCUCUGCAAAUCCCAAAAGCUUUCUGCGAUACUGGUGGGCGUAUUUCCUCGUCUGUUAUGGGAUACCCUUCAUACCGUCAUUAUGGCUACUCAUUGUCCGUGGAAGUGAUGGGCAGAUUGUAUACGGCAAUGCGACAAUAUGGUGUUGGAUAGAUAAGGACUGGUCCAACCUGCGCAUCUACACGUAUUACCUCCCGAUUUGGGUCUGCAUCAUCCUUUCAACUUUCAUAUAUGUGGCUGUUGGCUACUAUGUCUUUAAACAGCGCAAUCAGCUGCGUAAUUUAUCUCUUAGCAAUCCCGCUCAGGACCCCCCGGCGCCGCGUGACUCGGGCGAGAAGGUAAGUACUUUAAUCGAUACGCUCUUCACGAACGCCGCUGUUAUGGGCAGCAUCAAUCGAGAGGUCGUGCAGGUGACAACGGUGAACUCAACUACCGCAUACUCUGUCAGCGGGCCAUCGUUGACCGGUGCCACGCCUACUAAUUGGUUUGACGGACCACUCGACGACAAGAAUAAUAUGGAUAGCCAUCUGACACCUAUAUCGUCGCAAAAUCCAUACCACACCACGAUCACACGCAUCACCGCAGAUCCGGCGCCGCGAGAAGGCCUCUGGGCGUGUGUCCGGGGGAAUUUCCAGCGCUGGCGCAACCGUUUUAAUCAUAUGGAUCCGGUGAAGUUGGCUUACCUACGUACAUCUUUCGUCUUCGCGAUUAGUGUGUUCGUGACAUGGACACCCAGCAGUAUCAACCGCGUGCAUGACCUCGUCUACGCUGAGAGCACUAGCUUCGCUCUGAACCUGGCCAGCGCCGUCGUGCUGCCUCUCCAAGGUGUUUGGAACUCCGUUAUUUUCUUCUCAACUACUUGGUCCUCUUUACGUGAGGAAGUCCGUGCUCGCCUCGAUUCGCGCAAGGGAUUACCCCGCGGACACCAUGACGCGGCGGCCGUGCGCAAUGAGCGCGAACGCGAACGCGCCUUGGAGCUGUCGAGACGAAAGACUCAAGGACACACCGAUGAUGCUGGAAGUGAUCUCAGCGCCCCGGGUUCACUCGGUGGUAACGCUGCGAGCGGCGGCACUGUUAGAGUCAUGCGCGGCGGAUCACUUAAUAGUAUAUAA